GACUUUGAGUCAAAAGUCAUGGAGGUGGAAGAGUGGGUCUGUAAAUGAAAGAGCACUACAGUACAAGAUAGGAGAACGAAUCCAUGGGUUCACUGUAAACCAGGUAACAGCUGUUCCUGAGCUAUUCCUUACUGCAGUGAAGCUUAGUCAUGAGAACACAGGAGCCAAAUAUUUACAUGUGGCACGUGAGGACUCCAAUAAUCUAUUUAGUGUACAAUUUCGUACCACCCCGUUGGACAGUACUGGUGUUCCACAUAUCCUUGAACACACUGUGCUUUGUGGCUCUCAGAAGUAUCCGUGCAGAGAUCCUUUCUUUAAAAUGUUAAACAGAUCACUGUCCACUUUCAUGAAUGCGUUUACAGCCAGUGAUUACACACUCUACCCAUUUUCAACACAAAAUCCAAAGGAUUUUCAGAAUCUCCUGUCCGUGUAUUUGGAUGCUGCUUUUUUCCCAUGUUUGCGACAACUAGAUUUCUGGCAAGAAGGUUGGAGGUUAGAACACGAGAAUCCGACUGAUCCUCAGACACCACUAGUCUUCAAAGGAAUUGUUUUUAAUGAAAUGAAAGGGGCAUUUACAGACAAUGAGAGGUUAUUCUCACAACACCUACAGAAUAAACUCCUUCCUGAUCACACUUAUGCUGUAAUAUCUGGUGGAGACCCAUUAAGUAUUCCUGACCUUACAUGGGAACAGCUUAAACAGUUCCAUGCCACUCAUUAUCAUCCAAGCAAUGCUAGGUUCUUCACUUAUGGUAACUUCCCAUUGGAGCAGCAUUUGAAACAAAUUCAUGAAGAAGCGCUGACUAAGUUUCAUAGAAUUGAACCAAAUACUGCCAUCCCAGUACAGCAACUCUGGGAUAAUCCUAGAGAGCAUCAUGUGAAAUGUGGCUCAGAUUCAUUUGCUACAGAUCCUACAAAGCAGACAAUUAUUAGUGUCAGCUUCCUGUUGACAGACAUUACAGAUACGUUUGAAACUUUCACACUUAACCUGUUGUCUUCCCUGUUGGUUGGUGGACCUAAUUCCCCCUUCUACAAAGCCUUACUUGAGGCCAGUCUUGGUACAGACUUUUCUCCUGAUGUUGGAAAAGGAUUUGAAGAAGAGAGGAUUGAGCUCCUACUUCACAAAAUUGAAUCCAGAAUGAAAGCAUCAAGUCUAUCAAGUUUUGGAACUUGCCCUGACAUCAAAUGUUUAUCCUAUUUCUUGCCAAUCAAGUACAUAGCCUCCUGCUGGAAUCAUGAAGGAGACCCUGUCGAACUUCUGAAGAUUGCAGACAAAGUGACUCAAUUCAGGCAGCACCUGAAGGAAAACCCAACAUUUCUUCAAGAAAAAGUAAAACAAUAUUUUAAGGAUAAUCCACAUAGAUUGACUCUGUCGAUGAGUCCAGAUGAAAGCUACUAUGAAAAACAAGCAAAAUUGGAAGCAGAAAAACUGAAACAAAAGGUUAAUACUCUUUCUGAAGAAGAGAAGAAACAAACGUAUGAAAAAGGUUUGGAAUUAAUUGCUCUUCAAAGCAAACCUCAGGAUACCUCCUGUCUCCCGGCUCUAAAAGUAUCUGACAUUGCGCCUACAAUCCCAUUCACUGAGCUGGAGAUGGCAUUUGCAGCUGAUGAAAUCCCUGUCCAGUACUGUGCUCAGCCGACCAAUGGAAUGGUAUAUUUCAGAGCUGUUUCCAGCUUGAACACACUUCCAGAGGAACUCAAACCAUAUGUGCCACUCUUCUGCAGUGUCAUUACUAAAAUGGGCUGUGGAGCCCUUGGUUACAGAGAGCAAGCCCAGCAAAUAGAGCUAAAAACAGGUGGCAUGUCUGUCAGUCCACACAUCAUUCCAGAUGAUUCACAUCUGGAUGCAUAUGAACAGGGUGUGCUCUUUUCUUCUCUGUGCCUGGAUAGAAAUCUGCCGGACAUGAUGCACUUAUGGAGUGAAAUCUUUAACAACCCACACUUUGAAGAAGAGGAGCAUUUUAGAGUACUCGUUAAGAUGACUGCGCAAGAGCUGUCAAAUGGAAUUCCUGAUUCUGGGCAUUUAUAUGCAUCUGUUCGAGCUAGCAAAACCCUUACACCUGCCGGAGAGUUACAAGAAAUGUUUAUUGGCAUGGAUCAGGUGAAACUGAUGAAGCGAAUUGCAGAAAUGUCUGAUAUUAAACCAGUACUACGCAAAUUACCACGCAUUAAGAAAUAUUUAUUAAACAGUGAUAACAUGAGAUGUUCAGUGAAUGCUACACCUCAACAGAUGUCACAGGCAUCUAAAGAAAUAGAAAACUUUUUAAAAGGCAUCACUAGAAGCAAAAAAGAGAGAAAACCUGUCCGCCCCCAUGUGAUUGAGAAGUCUCCAGAGCCCGUGCCUGUUGGAAGGGAAAGGCUUAAUUGUUCACAAAUCACAAGGAAACUAAUUACUGAGCCUACCUUCAAACCAUGUCAGAUGAAGACCCAUUUUCUACUUCCCUUCCCAGUGAAUUAUGUUGGAGAAUGCAUUCGAACUGUUCCCUACACAGCUCCUGACUAUGCAAGCCUUCAGAUCCUUGCACGGUUGAUGACAGCUAAAUUCUUGCAUAGGGAAAUCAGAGAGAAAGGAGGUGCUUAUGGAGGAGGUGCUACGCUCAGUCAUAGUGGCAUAUUCACUUUCUAUUCAUACAGGGAUCCAAAUUCUAUAUCCACCUUUUCAACUUUUGAAAAAGCAGCUGAAUGGGCUCAGUCUGGGGAAUUUGCACAGCAAGACAUUGACGAAGCCAAGCUUGCGGUGUUUGCAGCUGUAGACGCUCCUAUAGCUCCUUCAGACAAAGGGAUGAAUCAUUUCUUGAAUGGCAUCUCCGAUGAGAUGAAGCAGAGACACAGGGAGCAGCUUUUUGCUGUCAGCAGUGAUCACCUUAUUGAUGUAGCAAACAAAUACCUUGCAGGUGGGAAGAGCACCCAUGGACUGGCUGUACUAGGCCCAGAGAAUCCACACAUUGCCAAAGAUCCAUCCUGGGUCAAACGAUAAUAUUUAUCAUCAUUGAUAACGUUUGUUACUGAAAAUGGCUUAAAAGAAAUAAAACAAGCCAAUUCACAAGUGACUAAGGCACAUUAGAAUUUUUAAUUUUCCUGCUAAGGUCCUAGUGAAAGGUCAUUACAACUUCUGUAUUCUACAUGCAGCAAGCCACUCAAAUGUCUUUCCUCAAAGAAAUUAACUCUGCUAAAGAAGGUUCAUCUCUACAACUGCAUUGUAUUUAAGAAUGAAAACUAUUUGUUCAUCUAUGGCUAAAGCAACUCUUCAGUUCCUCUAUAAGUAUUAACUGCGGUGGCACAAAAAUAUGGAUUUUAAUAACUUCUAAAUAUACAAAUUUUUUAAAAACCAAGCUAAGACUUGAAUUUUAAAAUGUGGUUUAGCUUAAAUCAUGUUUUCUUAAUAUCCGUAUUUUUAAACCUCCACUGUUGGGCAUAAACAGAUUUGUUACAC
Messenger RNA from Chelonoidis abingdonii (Abingdon island giant tortoise), 3430 nucleotides. The record is from RefSeq and is a predicted model, not a curated record. NCBI's taxonomy places the organism in Eukaryota, Metazoa, Chordata, Testudines, Testudinidae.